AUGCUCUGCUCGCGGCUCCCUCGCUCUCGCUCGCUUUGCGCCCGCCCUCUCCUCGAUCGCUCAGCUGCGACCGAGCAGGGCGCUCUGCUUCUCCUGCGCUCUUCAGCGGACGGAGGUGCCUCGGCGACGCGCCGAGUACGCCGGUCACCGCCACCGCCGCCCACGGGCGAGGCUCUGUUCCCGCUCGGCGCUUGCUCCUCGACGCGCUUGACGCACUCGUACUCGUGCGUCCUCGAAUCGGGCGCCUCGCGCUCGACCUUCAACUCGUUCGAGCUGCACGGCCAGCUCUACGACAUCAGCCACAGCGACGGCGGCUGGAUCCUCGCCGAUCCGUCCAUCAUCCCGUCGUUCACUGCCGCCAUCCUCCACGCCCUGCCCCCUCGCCUUGAGCACCUCUCCCUCACGACCUCGUUCCUUUGUCCCGCCGACGUCGCCGCCUACCUCCUCGGCCGGUGGGGCCCGGCGGCGCUCAAGACGCUCCGCAUCAGUGACGAGGUCGGGCGCGGGCUCGGCCCGAUCCUGCGCGGCGAGAUCGAUGUCGACGGUUACGGCGAGGUUCUGCCGUCGAGCGAGGACGUCGAGCGGUUCGGCGCGCUCGCCGGCGUGCUGGAGCGCGCAGGGGUCGAGGUGACGACGGUCGAGUGA
Molecule: messenger RNA, 645 nt
Organism: Rhodotorula graminis WP1
Lineage: Eukaryota; Fungi; Basidiomycota; Microbotryomycetes; Sporidiobolales; Sporidiobolaceae
Exons: 2
Coding region: 1-645 (214 amino acids)
Source: RefSeq, a predicted model, not a curated record